AUGAAUCCAAUCCAUCAACAACCAUACUAUGAAGCAAGUGAUGGAAUUAGUUCCACCACAACAGUAAAUGGCAGGAAUCAACCUAUUUCUUUGUUGGGUACCAAUUUCACUACUCGUAGGAAUAGUGACGCGUCUGGUCUAGAGCCGAAUCUCGGCCGAACUAAAGAUUCUUUCUUAGACGACAGUGCGGGUGUUGACAACGACACUCAAGCAAGGGCUUCUGGGGCUUCGUCGAGUGGUGUUCGUGUAACAGGUGUGGAGGAGAACCGCAAUCGUGUUGAGACCAGCGGGACGACCGCGACCCUCUCACCACCUCAUCGAACGUCCUUCCCGGGGUUGACAUUCCCCACCCCGGCAGUGGGUCGUCCUCCAAAGGCACCCAUCCCCUCUACACCCUCUGAAGCUCCCUUGUCUACCCUUGACUACGCCGAGAUUGAGCUCAAACAGAACGAGCUGCGUCACGCCGUGGGGAAUCGAAUUCAGUCCCUGGAGCGGACCCUCGCCGUGCGGGAGGAGGCCCUGUUACAUCUCCACACCCAAUUGCGGACCCUCGAGGAAGAUUACCAGUACAACUACGGCUUAAUCGUGGAACGGGACGAGUCCCUGGAGGAGAGUUCCCAGCAGCUCCAGCGUCUGUAUCAGGAGUUAAAGCGGGUCACCGUCGAGGCCACGGUGUUCGAGCAGAAGCUGCGGGCCUCGGAGAAGGAACUAUCCCGCAUGAAGCAGUGGGUGCGGGACGUGGAGGACGACCGGGAGUCCACCCUGCGGCGGCUUCAAAAAGAGUAUUUUGUGAAGGAGCAGCACGUUCAGAGUGUCUUCAAAGAGAAGGAGGCUGCACUCGAAGAGGAGCGCCAGCGGGUUCACGCGCAUUAUAUGCUGCAGAUGCAGGAAAUCGAAGAAAGCCGUCGUGAGAUGGAGGGCUACACGGCCAAUGUGACCUCAGAGUGUACGCAACGCCACCAACAGGCCAUGGAACGUCUUCAGGCAGAGCUUGAAGGAGUUCGGAAAAAACUGCAGUCCGCUACAGAAGCAGGUGAUGAGUGGACCAAUCGCACCCGACGUGCGGAGGGGGAGGCUGCGCUUCUUAGAAAACAGCUUGAUCUGCAGGCGCAGCGCCAGGGUGCAGCGAUGGACGAGGUCUUGCAGACUAACCGCAGUCUGGAAAGCCAGAUUGCGCAGUUAAACCUGCAGCUAAACAAAGGGUUGACCUCGGCCGAAAACACUAUCCGCGAUGAAGUACAGAAAAACAGCCGCCUGGAGCUAGAAAAGACCAAUCUGCAAACCAAACUGACCGAGGUUCAUGAGCACAUUCAGCAGUUACUUUCUCAAAGAGAGGAGGAGGUUUUGCGCUAUUCAUCCGAACGUCACGAACUUCAGUUAAACUACCAGAACGCUCAGAGAGAAAUGGAGGUCAUUCGGGAAGGAUGGCGUGAGGCGGAGCAGCGACUACACGCUGCUUUGACAUCCAAAGAAGAUGAACUGGGUCACUUUGUGCGGGAUAAGGAAGAAUUUGAACGUUUUCAGCGAGUUAUGCAACAAAAGUUGACUGAGAAGGAGAGGGAACUUGCCGAGAAUCAACAGGAGUUGGUUAGAUUAUCGGAUCAAGUAGAGCGUUGGAAAGCCGCUGAAUCUAUUACUGCUACUAGAGACCGCCAAGAAGUGGCAGGGCUCCAGGAAAAGUUGCUAAACUUGGAGCUGGGGUUGCAGGUAGCUCGGGAUGAGGCAGAGGUCAGUAAACGCAACGCGUUGAACAUACAGGAGCGAAGUCAGGAGGAACUGGCACGAUUAGCACGGGAGCUACAUGCAAGCGAGGCUGCACGACACGCUCUUGAGGAUCAGUUUCAUCGCUUUCAGGACCAUAAUUCUCAGGAAACACUCAUCAAUUCGUUGUCCUACGAAAAGGAGAUUCUUGGAAAACGCAUUUUAGAUUUAGAGCGUACCAAUUCAGAGAUACGCGAGCAGGUAGCUAAUUUCACCUUGGAGCUUCAGAAUGACCCGGUGGUAAAGUCGGCCAGAGAGAUGCACCGCCGGGUAGACCAGCUACAGCAGGAUUUGCUAGAGUCCAACAGUCUCAACCAAAAGCUGCAGAACGUGCUUAAAGAAAAGGAAGAGGAGCUAGCUCGUUACCAAGUGGAUGUCCUGCGCGCACAGAUUUUGCUUUCUAACGGAGAAGACGCUACGGACAACCCUGAGGCACUUGACAACGGCUUCUCUGGAUUGUUGAUGCAGUAUCAGCGUGAAUGGGCCAAUCAGCGCACGCGAUUAGAUAGUAGGGAUCGCGUCCGUAAACAUAACGGAUGUAGUCGACGUCAUAAGAGUCACCUUGGUGCAUCUUCUAGAAGCCGAAGCAGCGCUAACAAUUCUAGCGACACCAGUCAGUCCAACAGAUCAGAAAAAGAAAAUUCGCGUUCUAUGGUAAAACAAAAAUCUCCUAAAAGGGGUGAUAGAAACAGCGAUAAUGCUAACAAUUUUGUUGUUUCUUCAUCGUCACUGUUUCGAUCACCAGCGAACGCGAGAAAUCUCGAUUGUUUGGGAUCUGGUGAAGUACUGCUUAAGGAAGCGGAAGUGUGGAGGCAGAAAUACUACCAACUUGAACAGCAUUUGCGUAAGGUGCUCCUUGAGCGCGACCGCUUGUCUCAGGAGCUUCAGCUUACUAAACAGGAUGUUGUGGCAUUAUCUGGUGAAAAGCAGUCUUUGCUUGAUCUCAAUUCCUUGCUUAAGGCACAACUGAGAGAGGCAUACCGGACUGCCUACGAAGUUAAUCUCGCCGCUAAUGGUGCGAUGUUUUCACCAACGAACUCACAGCUGCCUGUAAAUUCAUCCAAGCGACAGGAUGUGAUGACAUCUUUGUCGGACCAGCCUUCCGCAGCUGCUUGCACAUUGUCGAAUAGGCCGCAGGAGAAGAAGCAAAGUGGAUCUUUUUUAGUCAGGUCUCGUGUUCAACCAGGGAAGUUUAGGGAGGAAAACUUACGUAAUGUAAAAAUGACACAUUCAGCCCCCGAAACUAAAGAGCACGGUAGUGGUGUUGGCUUGAUUCCCGACAAAGAUAUUGAGGAACAAGUCAGUUCUCCUCUCGUUUCCUCCGCUGUCGUAGAACCUUUCGACCAUCAUCAACAUGAGCGUCUUAAAGCUUUAGAGGAAGAAAUUCGUUUUGUCAAAAAUCAGAUCGCAAACACUGUGUAUCAGCAACAACAAUCCCGACAGCAGUCCACAACGACGCGUAAUGCCCGCCGGGGACUUGGAGCAGAUGAGGGGACAUCAGUGAUCCGAAAGGGUGGCCAAGCUGUACGCCAUUACGGAUAUCAUUGA
Messenger RNA from Phytomonas sp. Hart1, 3309 nucleotides. NCBI's taxonomy places the organism in Eukaryota, Euglenozoa, Kinetoplastea, Trypanosomatida, Trypanosomatidae. The record is from the annotation of a GenBank genome assembly.